AUGGAGCGCGCGCGCGGCGGCGCCUGCCUGCGCCUCGCCGUGCUGCUCGGCGUGUGGAGCGGCGCCGCGUGGGCGCCCGCCGCCGCCUGCCCGCACAAGUGCACCUGCGUGGCCGCCAGCGUGGACUGCCACGGGCUCGGCCUGCGCGCCGUGCCCAGGGACAUCCCCCGCGGCGCCGAGAGGCUUGAUCUAGAAAAAAAUAACAUCACAAGAAUCACAAAGACUGACUUUGCAGGACUGAAGAAUCUGCGGGUCUUACACUUGGAAGAAAAUCAGAUUAGUGUGAUAGAACGAGGAGCGUUUCAGGAUCUAAAGCAACUUGAACGGCUGCGUCUCAACAGGAAUAAACUGCAAGUUCUUCCAGAGCUGCUCUUCCAGAACACGCAGAAGUUAACAAGAUUAGACCUGAGCGAAAACCAGAUAAAAGGAAUCCCAAGGAAGGCCUUCCGAGGAAUCAUCGACGUGAAGAACUUGCAGCUGGACAACAACCAGAUCAGCUGCGUGGAGGACGGCGCCUUCCGAGCCCUGCGCGACCUGGAGAUCCUCACUCUCAACAACAACAACAUCACCCGCAUUCCCGUGACCAGCUUCAAUCACAUGCCGAAGAUCAGGACUCUGAGGCUCCACUCCAACUUCCUGCACUGCGACUGCCACCUGGCCUGGCUCUCCGAGUGGCUGCGGCAGCGACGCACCAUCGGCCAGUUCACCUUCUGCCUGGCCCCCGUCAGCCUCCGCGGCUUCCUCGUGGCCGAGGUGCAGAAAAAGGACUUCGUCUGCUCGGGUUCCCAGGCUGAAGCUCCCUCGUGCAGUGCCAGCUCCAUCGCUUGCCCCUCUGCCUGCACCUGCAGCAACAACGUGGUGGACUGUCGAGGACGGAGCUUAACGGAAAUUCCAGCGAAUCUACCAGAGGACAUUUGGGAAAUACGCUUGGAACAAAACCUCAUCAAAGUCAUUCCUCCUGGAGCUUUUACCCAGUACAAGAAACUUAAGAGAAUAGACAUCAGCAAGAAUCAAAUAUCUGACAUUGCUCCUGACGCAUUCAAAGGCUUGAAAUCUCUCAUUUCACUAGUGCUCUAUGGAAACAAGAUCACAGAGAUUCCCCAGGGCCUUUUUGAUGAUCUCGUGUCUCUGCAGCUGCUGCUUCUCAAUGCCAAUAAGAUCAACUGCCUGAGGGUAAACACGUUCCAAGGUCUGCAUAAUCUCAAACUGCUAUCUCUUUAUGACAACAAACUGCAGACCAUCAGCAAGGGGCUCUUUGCACCUCUCCGAUCGAUCCAGACGCUCCAUUUAGCUCAGAAUCCAUUUGUGUGCGACUGCCAUUUGAAGUGGCUGGCUGAUUACCUGCAGGAUAAUCCGAUAGAAACCAGCGGCGCUCGAUGCAGCAGCCCGCGUCGCCUUGCCAACAAACGCAUCAGCCAGAUCAAGAGCAAGAAGUUCCGCUGCUCAGGGUCAGAGGAUUACAGGAGCAAAUUCACCGGGAAAUGCUUCAUGGACCUUGUCUGUCCUGAGAAGUGUCGCUGCGAGGGAACAAUCGUGGACUGCUCUAACCAAAAACUAACCCGACUGCCCAGUCACCUUCCUGAAUACACCACUGACCUGCGUUUGAAUGACAAUGAUAUUUCUGUUUUGGAAGCUAUUGGACUCUUCAAGAAAUUGCCCAACCUCAGAAAAAUAAAUCUGAGCAACAAUAAGAUCAAGGAGAUCCGGGAGGGCGCAUUCGAUGGGGCCUCAGGAGUGCAGGAGCUGAUCCUGACAGAGAAUCAACUGGAAUCGGUGCACGGGCGCAUGUUCAGAGGCCUCACGGGACUGAAGACAUUGAUGCUGAGAAGCAACUCGAUCAGCUGUAUAAACAACGACACCUUUGCGGGCCUGAGCUCCGUGAGGCUGCUCUCCCUGUACGACAACCACAUCAGCACCAUCACCCCCGGGGCCUUCAGCACACUGGUCUCUUUGUCUACCAUCAAUUUGCUGGCUAACUCCUUUAACUGUAACUGCCACUUGGCUUGGCUGGGAAAAUGGCUGAGGAAGAAGAGGAUUGUCAGUGGAAAUCCACGCUGCUUGAAACCUUUUUUCUUAAAGGAUAUUCCAAUCCAGGAUGUGGAUGCCCAGGACUUCACCUGUGAUGGCAAUGACGAGAGCAGCUGCUCGCUGGUGCCGCGCUGCCCGCCCCAGUGCACCUGCCUCGACUCCGUGGUGCGCUGCAGCAACAAGGGGCUGCGCCUGCUGCCCAGAGGCAUCCCCAAGGAGGUGACCGAGCUGUACCUGGAGGGCAACCACCUGACCGCAGUGCCGAAGGGGCUGUCGGCGUUCAGACACCUCACCCUCAUUGAUUUGAGCAACAACAGCAUAAGCGUCCUGGCCAAUUACACCUUCAGCAACAUGACUCAGCUCUCGACACUGAUCCUGAGCUACAACAGGCUCCGGUGCAUCCCGGUCCACGCCUUCGACGGGCUGAGGUCCCUGCGUGUGCUGACACUGCACGGAAAUGCCAUCUCCACCCUGCCCGAGGGCUCCUUCGACGACCUCGUCUCCUUGUCCCACCUGGCGCUGGGCACCAACCCCCUGCACUGCGACUGCGGCCUGCGCUGGCUCUCGGASUGGGUGAAGGCGGGUUACAAGGAGCCGGGCAUCGCGCGCUGCAGCGGCCCGGAGCCCAUGGCCGACAGGCUGCUGCUCACCACGCCGACCCACCACUUCCAGUGCAAAGAGCCAGUGGAUAUCAGCGUUGUGUCCAAGUGUAACCCCUGCCUCUCCAACCCCUGUAAGAACAACGGGACGUGCAGCAAUGAUCCAGUGGAGUUUUAUCAGUGCGCUUGCCCUUUUGGCUUCAAGGGUCGAGACUGCAGCGUGCCCAUUAAUUCUUGCAUUCAAAAUCCCUGUCAGAAUGGAGGGACCUGCCACCUCACCGAGGCAAAUAAAGAUGGAUUCAGCUGUUCCUGCCUCCUUGGGUACGAGGGGGAGAAGUGUGAAAUAAACCCAGAUGACUGCGAAGAUAACGACUGCGAGAAUAACUCUACGUGCGUGGACGGGAUCAACAACUAUGUCUGUCUCUGCCCUCCUAAUUACACAGGUGAGCUGUGUGAUGAGGUGAUCAACCACUGCAUUCCCGAGCUCAAUCCCUGCCAGCACGAGUCCAAGUGCAUCCCGCUCGACAAGGGAUUCAGGUGCGAGUGCUCGCCCGGCUACAGCGGCAAGCACUGCGAGGUCGACGCCGACGACUGCGUGGGCCACAAGUGCCGGCACGGCGCCGCCUGCGCCGACGCCGUCGACGGCUACACCUGCCUCUGCCCCCAGGGCUUCAGCGGCCUCUUCUGCGAGAACCCACCACCCAUGGUGCUGCUGCAGACGAGCCCAUGCGACAACUACGAGUGCCAGCACGGGGCACAGUGCAUCGUGGUGCACCAGGAGCCCGUGUGCCGCUGCCUCGCCGGCUUCGCCGGGCAGCGCUGCGAGAAGCUCAUCACCGUCAACUUCGUCGGGAAGGACUCCUACGUGGAGCUGCCGUCAGCCAAAAUCCGCCCGCAGGCCAACAUCUCCCUCCAGGUAGCAACGGACAAGGACAAUGGCAUCUUGUUGUACAAGGGAGACAAUGAUCCACUGGCUCUGGAGUUGUACCAAGGACACGUGAGGCUCAUCUACGACACGCUCAAUUCUCCACCCACCACAGUAUACAGUGUGGAAACAGUAAACGAUGGGCAGUUCCAUAGUGUCGAGUUGGUGAUGCUGAAUCAAACUCUGAACCUAGUGGUGGACAAGGGGACCCCCAAGAGUCUAGGAAAACUCCAGAAACAAUCUUCAGUGAACCUCAACACUCCUCUCUACAUUGGAGGGAUCCCAACCUCUACUGGAUUAUCUUCACUGCGCCAGGGUGCAGAUAAGACCCCAAACGGUUUUCACGGCUGUAUUCACGAUGUCCGCAUCAACAACGAGCUGCAGGAUUUCAAGGAUUUACCACAGCAGUCGCUGGGAGUCUUUCCUGGUUGCAAAUCCUGCAAUAUCUGCAAACAUGGCAUCUGCCGGUCCCUCGAGAAAACCAGCGUGAUUUGUGAAUGUCACCCAGGCUGGACAGGCCCCCUCUGUGACCAGGAAAUUGGAGACCCAUGUCUCAACCACAAGUGUCUGCAUGGCAAGUGCGUGGCGGCCAACGUGGCUUACAGCUGCAGGUGCUCGGAGGGCUACACGGGCACCUACUGUGACAAGAGGAACAACUCGUCGAGCCCCUGCAGGGGUUGGAAGUGCAACCACGGGCAGUGCAGGCUCUCGGAGCACGGGGAGCCCUCCUGCGAGUGCGAGCCUGGCUACGGCGGCGAGCACUGCGACAGAGAGAACCCCUGCCAGGGCGAGGUGGUGCGGGAGGUGCUCCGCAAGCAGCAGGGCUCCACGUCGUGCGCGAGCGCCGCCAAGGUGCCGCGCUUGGAGUGCCGCGGCGCCUGCGGCCCCGGCCACUGCUGCGUGCCGCUGCGCAGCAAGAGGCGCAGGUACGUGCUGCAGUGCGCCGACGGCUCCAGCGUCACCGAGGAGCUCGAGAGACACGUGGAGUGCGGCUGCUCCCGGUGCCCCUGAGCCCGGCGCCGCCGCCUCGGCAGCGCCAGCGCAGYGGCACCUGUUUACUGUCAGAGUGAAGAAGAAGAAAAGAGUUAUUAAG
Messenger RNA from Nothoprocta perdicaria, 4645 nucleotides. It is a transcript of the gene SLIT3, whose product is annotated as slit guidance ligand 3. Lineage: Eukaryota; Metazoa; Chordata; Aves; Tinamiformes; Tinamidae. The coding region runs from base 1 to 4563 and encodes 1520 amino acids. Gene Ontology annotation, biological process: negative chemotaxis; axon guidance. The record is from RefSeq and is a predicted model, not a curated record. The transcript has 36 exons. Gene Ontology annotation, molecular function: heparin binding; Roundabout binding; calcium ion binding.